AUGGAAGGUGAAGGCACUGUGGAAGCAGAUGGCCCCAUGAAGCCAGGCCAUCCCUCAAAACCUUUUGCUUACGUGAAACCUAUCAGAUAUGAGACCCCAGCAUUCACAGCUCAUCACGGAGAGAGAACCCAAGGCCACCGUGGGGGAAGAAGUCAAGAGAGAAUAAGAACCCUUCUUAGGGCCACAGACCUUCGCAGAGACCAUGGCCUCCAGCCGGGGGCAAGACUGCAGGCACUGCCUGAUGCCUCUGGUUAUUGGGUUCUCACAAAUUCCCCAACUUCAUUCGUCUAUCCCUGCUUAGGGUUCAGACCCUUGGAGGGCUCAACUUUGCUCUUCACACAGACUCCCUCUGGUACCUUUGUGUAUGGGGUCCCAGAAUUUUUCACCCACAUUGCACACUGA
Molecule: messenger RNA, 402 nt
Organism: Neogale vison (American mink)
Lineage: Eukaryota; Metazoa; Chordata; Mammalia; Carnivora; Mustelidae
Product: proline-rich protein 20E-like
Exons: 2
Coding region: 1-402 (133 amino acids)
Source: RefSeq, a predicted model, not a curated record